Molecule: messenger RNA, 1285 nt
Organism: Penaeus vannamei (Pacific white shrimp)
Lineage: Eukaryota; Metazoa; Arthropoda; Malacostraca; Decapoda; Penaeidae
Source: RefSeq, a predicted model, not a curated record
GAUACUUUGAUCUAGAUCCAGAUGAUGAACCUGGAAAAGACAAUGAAAUGAUAUACGAACACCAGAAAAACAGCAGAAGACGAGACAGUGAUAGCGAAGAUUGCCCAUACUCCAAACAAGCAAGAAACGAAGAAACCGGCAAACAGACCACGGAGAACCAUACAUACGGAACAGUAACUCAAGAACACAGAACCGCAGCCAUGGUUAAGAUCCAAAAAUAGAAAAUUAGAUGUCUGCAUAACUAGAAUAAUAACUAAGCACACAAGACUAAAUAAACACCUACAUAGAAUGAAAAUAACAAAUGACCCUUACUGUAGAUGGUGUCAUAAUCAAGAAGAAGAUAUAGAACACUUAAUCCUACACUGUCCAAGAUUCCACUCCAGCAGAACAAAAUUGAAAGAAGCCUUAAGAAAAAUCAAAGUAAUCAACCCUAACAUAAACUUAUUAUUCACAGGUGCAGAUCUCUCCCCAACAGAAAAGUUUUAUACUCUUAGACACACCAAAAUCUUUUUAAGAAAAACCAAACUAACAGAGAUCAUAUAAAAGAAAGAAUAGAAAAGAAAAAAGAUCCAGGGGAUAUAGACUAUGCAAAAGUCUAAAACCCUAUAAAAGAAGAAAGAAGAAGAAGAAGAAAAACAUCCAAUGAAGAGAACCGGUCGAGACUUUGAAGAGUGAACAUCAACGUGUAAGAGUGAUCAAUCUUUAAAAAGUACCGAACUUAGUGAAGUGAAAGCUUAUGAACGGAAACUUUGAUCUUGAUCCAGGUGAAGAACCUGGAAAAGACAAUGAAAUGAUAUACGAACACCAGAAAAACAGCAGAAGACGUGACAGUGAUAGCGAAGAUUGCCCAUACACCAAACAAGCAAGAAACGAAGAAACCGGCAAACAGACCACGGAGAACCAUACCUACGGAACAGUAACUCAAGAUCUGUAUGAUUGGGCUUGCAAAGAUAAUGAUUCCCGUGGCACAGUAGUCAACAGGACAAUGGUCAAAGUGAAGAAUCAGUCAUCUCCUCGUUUGUCAAGAUCACCAAGCAGAAAAUCAUCCCUUAGAGCUGGAAGCCUAGUUAAAGUAAAUGAACAAGAUGUGGCUCUUUUCCGUUAUGGAGAUGUUGUUUAUGCCAUCUCUGAACACUGCCCGCAUGCAGGUGGUCCGCUGCAUGUUGGUGACAUUGAAGAUGUUCCUGGGAAGUCUUUGUGCGUCAGAUGUCCAUACCAUGGUUGGAAAUUUGACCUCGAAACUGGUGAGGAAAUGAAGCCACAUAAGUUUUACAUUAAAAAAUAA